AUGGUGGCUAUCAACGACUUUAAAGCAUCAUACGGUGACGAUGACACAUCAGAGGGUACAGUUGCAGAGAACAUCAGCCUAGAUGACUACAGGCUCCGAAAUAUCACUGUCGGACUGGCGAAGCAAGGGUCGCCGAACCCUAUUGGCAUUAUCGGCCUUGGCUCGCCAAUGGGUCGUUACAAUGGCACCUACGGCGCCAGGAGCGAUGUGCUUGAGAGCAUGGUCGACCAGGGACUGAUCAAGACGCACAGCUUUGCGAUGUAUAUGGGCGAGCAUCCGAGCAUCGUCUUCGGUGGUUACGAUACCUCCAAGUUCGCCGGCAGGCUGACUGAGGUCCCUCUGCAGCCCAACCUGACCGGCUCCAUGGAUAACUAUCGAGUCAACAUCACCUCACUGGGCGUCACACACUCGAAUGAGUCCUCCACCCAACUUUCACCAGCAGCUUUCAGUGUCAAUGCAAUGCUAGACAGUGGCACUGAGGUAUCAUUUCUGCCACUGUCAUUGCUCCAUCCGCUUGCCGCUGCGCUCAGGCCUCUCGGCGUGUAUGACAGCCCGCAAGCCGAAGAUGAAUACCUAGCACCAUGCACUAUCCGUGAUCAGCCUGGUGGCCUGGAAAUCGAUUUACUGGCCCGCUCCAAGGACCAGAAAGCGCAAUUCCGGAUCACUUAUUGCGAUCUGUUCGACGUCGCUUACAACAACGAUGAAAGCGGUGAAGCGAUCGUCAAAGAUGGUAUUCUACAAUGUCAACUGAGAGUGUUCGGAACCGCAGAACAAAAUACCAUUGGUCUGAACUUGCAAUUCAUGCGAUCUAACUAUGUCGUCCACAACAUGGACGAGCUCGUCCUUGGCAUAGCGCAAGCAGUCGAGUCGUCAGGCGACCCUGAUCUCCGUGAUAUCUGGCCAGGUGAGAAAUUCAGCAUGGAUCUGGAUCUGAGGCAGCAACAAAGACAGUAG
Recurvomyces mirabilis is the source of this 954-nucleotide messenger RNA. RefSeq lists its product as uncharacterized. NCBI's taxonomy places the organism in Eukaryota, Fungi, Ascomycota, Dothideomycetes, Mycosphaerellales, Teratosphaeriaceae. The record is from RefSeq and is a predicted model, not a curated record. Gene Ontology annotation, biological process: proteolysis. The coding region runs from base 1 to 954 and encodes 317 amino acids. Gene Ontology annotation, molecular function: aspartic-type endopeptidase activity. The transcript has a single exon.